ACCACGUGGAACUUUAUCAGGAAGACUCAAAGGGAAUGUUUCCAGGAGUUGUGCACUCCCAGAAAAACCAAAAGCCUGUGAGACUCAGCAGAGGCCAGAGGAAAACUUUAGUAGCCACUUAGACCUCAUAACAAGUGACAGAAUCAACUUGGAAGAGACACACUACAUGUGCCAUGAGUGCGGGAAAAGCUUCAAUCAGAGCUCUGCCCUUAUCACACAUAGGAAAAUCCACAUGGGUAAGAAAGCUUAUGAAUGUUCUGAGUGUGGGAAAUGCUUCAUUUGUCAUUCAGCCCUCAUCUUACAUCAGAGAAUCCACACAGGAGAGAGGCCUUACACGUGCUCUGAGUGCAGGAAAAGCUUCAGUCGAAGCUCACACCUUAUCAGACAUCGGAGAAUCCACACAGGGGAGACGCCCUACAUGUGCUCUGAGUGUGGGAAAAGUUUCGGGUGGAGCUCAAACCUUAUCACACAUCAGAGAAUCCACACAGGGGAAACACCCCCCACAUGCACUGAGUGCGGGAAAAGCUUCAGUUACAGCUCAGCCCUUAUCAGACAUCAGAAAAUCCACGCAGGGAAGAUGCCCUACACAUGCUCUGAGUGCAGGAAAAGCUUCAGUCGGAGCUCAAACCUUAUCACACAUCAGAGAAUCCACACAGGAGAGAAGCCUUACACGUGCUCUGAGUGCGGGAAAAGCUUCACUCAGAACUCUGCCCUUAUCAGACACCAGAGAAUCCACACAGGGGAGACGCCCUACACGUGCUCUGAGUGCGGGAAAAGCUUCAGGCAGCGCUCAAACCUUAUCACACAUCAGAGAAUCCACACAGGAGAGACGCCCUACACAUGCUCUGAGUGUGGGAAAAGCUUCAGUCUGCGCUCAAACCUUAUCACACAUCAGAGAAUCCACACAGGAGAGAAGCCCUACACGUGCGCUGAGUGCGGGAAAAGCUUCAGUCUGCGCUCACGCCUUAUCACACAUCAGAGAAUCCACACAGGAGAGACGCCCUACACGUGCGCUGAGUGCGGGAAAAGCUUCAGUUAUAGCUCAGCCCUUAUCAGACAUCAGAGAAUCCACACAGGGGAGACACCCCCCACAUGCACUGAGUGCGGGAAAAGCUUCAGUUACAGCUCAGCCCUUAUCAGACAUCAGAAAAUCCACAUGAGAGAGAACUGUAAUAAAUCCUUUGACUAG
Messenger RNA from Mauremys reevesii (Reeves's turtle), 1189 nucleotides. RefSeq names its product zinc finger protein 271-like. NCBI's taxonomy places the organism in Eukaryota, Metazoa, Chordata, Testudines, Geoemydidae. The record is from RefSeq and is a predicted model, not a curated record. The transcript has a single exon. The coding region runs from base 167 to 1189 and encodes 340 amino acids.